Molecule: messenger RNA, 5731 nt
Organism: Pseudoliparis swirei
Lineage: Eukaryota; Metazoa; Chordata; Actinopteri; Perciformes; Liparidae
Gene: smad2
Product: SMAD family member 2
Exons: 11
Coding region: 414-1832 (472 amino acids)
Biological process (GO): regulation of transcription by RNA polymerase II; transforming growth factor beta receptor signaling pathway; BMP signaling pathway
Cellular component (GO): heteromeric SMAD protein complex
Molecular function (GO): I-SMAD binding; RNA polymerase II cis-regulatory region sequence-specific DNA binding; DNA-binding transcription factor activity, RNA polymerase II-specific
Source: RefSeq, a predicted model, not a curated record
UACAUGUUUGGUUGAGUUUUGAAUGAGGGGCCAUCAUCCCGGCAGGCUCAGAGGUGGAAAAUACAUUUUAAAGUCUCUCUGGAUGCAUUUAAGAUGAACACGCGUCCGACAGGUUACCCGAACGACUGUUCGUCGCCCUUUCAGCUUCUCGUCGGGUUUCUUUGGAUGUACUCCUCUCACUCCCAACGUUUUGUGCUUUUGAAAUGACGUUUCACCAGACGCCUCAAGACCAAUGUCUUAAUUCGCUUGGAUAUAAAUAAAUAAAAAAGUACAUAUAUAGUUAAAAAGAAAAUCUCGAGCAGCAUUUCAGACAACAACCCAUCACCCUAUUUCCCCUCUUCUUAUUUCUCCUCACAUGAGAAAGAGGGACAUCACAACUCGCUUAACACACUUACACAAACACACAAGCCACCAUGUCCUCCAUCCUUCCCUUCACUCCGCCGGUAGUGAAGCGCCUGCUGGGAUGGAAGAAGACUUCAACGGGGAGCGGAGGCGCGGGCAUCGGAGGAGUAGGGGAGCAGAACGGAGGAGGACAGGAGGAUAAGUGGUGUGAAAAGGCUGUGAAGAGCCUGGUGAAGAAGCUGAAGAAGACCGGGCAGCUGGAUGAGCUCGAGAAAGCCAUCAGCACGCAGAACAGCAACACAAAGUGUGUCACCAUACCCAGUAAUUGCUCAGAUCUAUGGGGUCUAGGCUCAGGCCACAAGAUAGAGCAGUGGGACUCUACAGGCAUGUACGGAUACCAUGACCACAGCAGGUCACUGGACGGGCGGCUCCAGGUGUCCCAUCGCAAGGGCCUGCCCCACGUCAUCUACUGCCGCUUGUGGAGAUGGCCCGACCUCCACAGCCACCAUGAGCUGAGGGCCAUUGACUCCUGCCAGUUCGCCUUCAACCUCAAAAAGGAUGAAGUGUGCGUCAAUCCCUACCAUUACCAGAGAGUGGAGACGCCUGUGCUGCCUCCGGUGUUGGUGCCACGCCACACAGAGAUCCUCACCGAGCUUCCUCCUCUAGAUGACUUUACAAACUCCAUCCCCGAAAACACCAACUUCCCUGUCGGCAUUGACCCUCCUAAUAACUAUAUUCCAGAGACUCCUCCACCUGGCUACAUCAGUGAAGAUGGAGAAAACAGCGACCAACAGAUGAAUCAAAGUAUGGAAUCAGGCUCACCUGCAGAAAUGUCACCCGGGGCCUUGUCACCUGUCAAUCAUGCCAUGGACCUUCAGCCGGUUACCUACAGCGAACCCGCUUUCUGGUGCUCGAUAGCCUACUAUGAGCUGAACCAGCGGGUCGGAGAGACGUUCCACGCCUCCCAGCCAUCUCUGACAGUCGACGGCUUCACCGACCCCUCCAACUCUGAACGCUUCUGUCUCGGGCUUCUCAGCAAUGUAAACCGGAACGCAACUGUGGAAAUGACAAGGAGACAUAUAGGUCGUGGUGUGCGGUUGUACUACAUCGGAGGGGAGGUGUUUGCCGAGUGCCUCAGCGACAGUGCCAUUUUUGUCCAGAGCCCCAACUGCAACCAGCGAUACGGCUGGCACCCUGCCACAGUCUGCAAGAUACCACCAGGCUGUAAUCUGAAGAUUUUUAACAACCAGGAGUUUGCUGCACUGCUGGCCCAGUCAGUCAAUCAGGGAUUUGAGGCAGUCUACCAACUAACCAGGAUGUGCACCAUCAGAAUGAGCUUUGUCAAGGGCUGGGGAGCAGAGUACAGGCGUCAGACAGUAACCAGCACUCCCUGUUGGAUUGAGCUGCACCUCAACGGCCCCCUCCAGUGGUUGGAUAAGGUGCUGACCCAGAUGGGCUCCCCAUCGGUGCGGUGCUCCAGUAUGUCCUAAACGGGGUUCUGCUGCUGGAGGCGCAAAGUCACUGACAUUUCACAACAUUUGUCCAGUAAGUCCGGAGGAAGACCACCGUGCAGUCUUAAUCUGACGCACCAACAACAACAUUAUCAUAAAAAGAAAAAGGAUUACACAAUGGGCCAGGAGGAUGACAUCGCCGAUGGACAAGAGUGGAAUGUUAACAACGAUGUCACAGUGGGCCCGACUUUGGCUCUGUUGGAUUCAAGUCAGGAUUACAUUCCAGUAAUCAUGGACCUGAUAAUUGAAACCACCCGGCAAUAUCAAACUGACGACAGCGAUGUCGUUAUGGACCAGACUGAAUCAUGUUUGUUUGACUGAGGCGCUGAUCCAGAAGCGCUAAGCGGCACGGAGCUUAACUGUCCUGCUCGGUGACACGACAGCGGCUGUCACGGGGAUUGAGCGUGUGAACCUUCUAGGCAGUCUCUCCAACCACUAGCCGUCGUUCCCCCCUCCCCCCCCCCCCAUUACCUGUCUGCCACAGCACCGCUUUGAUUCGCCGUCAUGAUCUCUGUUUACACGAGGCUGGACCAACGGUCGUGCCGCCACUUUAACUCGUGUUCAACCAAAGUCACGCCUGGACUUUUUUUUCCCUCCUUACUUUUAGUGACCAAACGUCCAUUCCAUUUUUAGCUGAGCUCGCCACUUUUCCUGCAUUUCUCCUGAUCGGCCUUAUAAUGUCGCGAUCACACGCCUGACUGCGCUGGACCGGCGGGGAGCGCGUCGUCUUUCAUUAAUACUGCACACCCUGUCCUCACGUGUACGUACGCAUACGCCUGCACUCAGGCGAAACCCCGUUGCAGUUCUUGCGCCACUUAACUUUGCUACUCGUGACAUCACGACAAGUCAUUUCCUCUGCGUUGAGUCGCUCUGUGCCGUGGGACCGUGAGUGUGCAGCGGGGGUUUGAUGUUUGAUGCCAGCCAGCAUCGAUAACUGGAAUGAGUCAUUUUCACAGCGAGAGCAUAAGGACGUGUCCCUCCUCUGGAACGUCGUACAAUCAUUCGACUUGUUUUCCGGCUGUAAUAAAGGCGUACAAAAUUAGCCCCAGUUAACGCAAUAAAUUGCUCUGACUUGCAUGCUCAUACACUCUCCCUCCCUCUCUUUACAUUCUCUUCAUUAACUUUUUACGAUUAUAUCGGCCUACUUAUGAAGGAAAAGUUGUAUGUUGGACUUGGAGAUGUCGGUUGAAGACGCACGCCCUAUAAAUGCAGUUUAAGAAUCUGAAUGUCGCCCCCUACUGUCCAAAAGGGAGAACUAUAUGAACGCCCAUCAGUUAAAGAUUCACUGAUGUAGAAAUGGUGUGAGUCUUGAUUACACGCUUGAAAUGGCGCACGGUUUCCCCAUUAUUUACAUUUUAUCGAUCGGAAGACAAGUCCUACAGGGACUUAAAACUGGCUUCUGCACUGUACUUUCACUGCCCCCAAAUUAUGCACACUUGAAAUUGCUCGAAGAAAUUUGCCUUUUGUUGUAAAAUACAGCAAGAUAUGCUUUAAAAUGUACAGAUAGGAAUGUUAAAAAGCCCAAUUUUAAAUCAAGACAAUUACAAAAGAUAUCUUCCAUAUUUUUUCAAGGAUGUUCACUAUAAAGAGUUUUUCUUCCAUAUACUGCCCGUAUUGGCUUAUUAAAGAGCGUUUGUUUGAUUUGUAAUAAAAUGUUUCGCCCCGAUCUAAAAGCCAGCUGGUACCCACAUCGGUAUUUAAGUCCAAAUCGUUAGUAUUCAAGCUUUAAGUAAUUGACGAGCUAUUAUUUUCUUCACACAUUGUUUACGCUACAUUUUUGUAUGUUCACGUAUUUUUUAUAUAUGGAUAUAUUUAAGACAUUUUAACCAUUUCUUCCCUUUUAGUAGAAUUCAGUAUUUUUUUAGAAUAUGCCCUUCAUUCGAAAAAUGACCACAGCUUGACGAUGAAGUAUUUACCAGAGGCUUGAACGCUGUCACUGUCCACACGUCGUGACCAAGUGAUCACAAACAACAUAAACGGCAUUUUAUUUCCAUCAACACCUGACUUUUGGCUGCUAAAACUUUUGAAUCCAUCGGCUGUUCCAGCCGGUGUGAACGGGAGUUUCUCGCCUCCCUCGUUCUUCAGCUCGAUGGGUGCGACCCGAACUAAGAUAGUGCUGUCCCAAAGACCGAACACACGUAUUUACAAUAUGUCCUUUACCCUGCAGAUCCGCUGCGUCAUAAGCCGAACUGCUGUUGAAGGUUUUUUUCUUAUGUAAUUGGCUUCAAGAAGUUUAAACUCUCCAAAUUCCUUUUUUUUUUGGUGAGUUACAACUUGUUAGAAACAAAUCAAGAUACCUGUUUAAAAAACAAAAAAAACGUGCAAAAUUAACGAAUUCAGAUUUCUUUAGAGAUAAUUUGGAUGUAAUCCAGCAGCUGGGCUGCAGUAAUAUUUUCCAUGAGCAGUUGGUUUUCAUUUUAAAAGCUCUGACUUUGGAAGGUGAACUUGUGGAAGUCUGUCUUGCUUUAGCGAUGUAGGACGUUCCAACAUGCAGUGGGAACGCUGCGGCCAAUCCAAACUCUGAAUAUGUUUUGACUCCUCAUGACUCCUUAUGCGUGUAUGGUUGCACAUGUUUCAAAUGUCCCAAAAUAUUUCAGCGCGUUCAUAUAUGCACACCUGAUAUUUUGGCGUUCCAUGCGAGGCCUCGUUACUUCUCUGCGAGUUCCUCUCUCGCGGUAUCCGACCGCAUUAGCAGGACGUCUUGGCUCAUACCGUCACAUUCCAGAAAGCUUUCUUUAUUUUCUUUUUCGCCGGUCUUCACUCGGUGCUCUGUCAUGCCAGCGUGCACGCAAACCACGUUGACGUUUCCGGUUCGAUCACUCUACUGCAACAUCUUUUUUUUUAUCUUCUAAAGAACUAGUUAUGGAACUCCAAAUAAGUGUUUUAAACAAAGAUUUGUUUGACAUUUUUUUUUAACAAACGACUGAGAUAAGAAGUCCAGAAUUGCUGGUGUUUAAAUAUACAUAUUGUGACCAUUAAAAGAUUAAAUGUGCGGCGGCCCGUUUUGAGGAUUGUGAGACAACACUGCGGAUCCCGAAGGAUACUUCUUUUUAAGGAAAACCCUUCUCUCCAUUCACCGAGCAUUUUCCUGGGUCAAACUGGUAUCGCUUGUGACCAGUUGGAGACCAGUGUGUCUACCUGUCCGUCCUGUCAGUUUUGCUGCUCUUGUCUUUUUUUGGGGGGGGACAAAGUUGACCCGACUGCCAAGGUCAGUGCACAUACGAUGGAAAUAUAUAGUGUUACCUUUUUCUUUUUUACGGUGGUUGUAUCGCCGUUAAAAACAAUACAUAUGUGUGUCUAUGCAGUGGCGGCAACUAGUUUGGACUAUGUAUUCAAACACAUUUCCUGAUGGUUAGGUAUGCUGUUUUAUGCAUAUUACCAGGGUCCAACAAAAGCCUUUUGUAUCAAUUUUUUUUCCUUCUUUUUAAACGAUUGCCACCCAACAAUAUCAACCAGCUGUCUCAGAAUUCAGUUUUUGGAGAUUGAAGAUCAGCCCAAAUUCGGUUUCAUGUCGACCACAGCUCAGCAUUUUUAAGGGUCAACGUCCCUAUUUUACAGAUUACAUUUGUUUCUUUUUUUCUUAUUGUGAUGACAAUUGUGUAUCCCCAAACAAGCCUCUUCUUGAGAAGGGUUGCUAGUUGGAGAAAGUGAAGUUUCUACAUGUCACUGGUGAUGUUAUUGUAUAGUUGUACUUUAAUUUGACCGUACAUGCCGUUUGUUUUUCUUGCUAUCAGCGGAGCAUAUUCCAUUAGACGACAAGCUGUUAGGAUUUCUGCCUUCUUCAAACAUUGAUGAUGAUCUUCAUAUCUGCUUUCCAACUAGUCUACAUAUUCAAUCAACUUCUUACAGUGUACACUAAUAAAGAUGUUUCAAUUCAA